Gracilinanus agilis (Agile Gracile Mouse Opossum) is the source of this 1564-nucleotide messenger RNA. It is a transcript of the gene RRS1, whose product is annotated as ribosome biogenesis regulator 1 homolog. Gene Ontology annotation, biological process: endonucleolytic cleavage in ITS1 to separate SSU-rRNA from 5.8S rRNA and LSU-rRNA from tricistronic rRNA transcript (SSU-rRNA, 5.8S rRNA, LSU-rRNA); ribosome biogenesis; ribosomal large subunit biogenesis. Gene Ontology annotation, molecular function: protein binding. The record is from RefSeq and is a predicted model, not a curated record. The coding region runs from base 8 to 1096 and encodes 362 amino acids. NCBI's taxonomy places the organism in Eukaryota, Metazoa, Chordata, Mammalia, Didelphimorphia, Didelphidae. Gene Ontology annotation, cellular component: preribosome, large subunit precursor; nucleus; nucleolus. The transcript has a single exon.
GUGAGGUAUGGCGGCUAGCAGCGCGGAAGAAGUGCUGGCCCGGGCCGAGAAAGCAGAGGCCGAGAAGCUGCGGCUCAUCACGGUUCACAAGGACCUAGAGCUCGAAUUCGACCUAGGCAACUUGCUGGCCAUUGACCCGAAUCCCCCGACAGGCUUGCGGCAGCAGAGCGGGCGGGGGCUGGAGGAGCGGCUUCUGGGACUGGCUCGCGAUAACACGCAGCUACUCAUCAACCAGCUGUGGCAGCUGCCCACGGAGCGCGUGGAGGAGGCCGUGGUGGCCAAGCUGCCCGAGCCUAGCCUGCGCUUGCCCCGCGAGAAGCCAUUGCCAAAGCCUCGGCCCCUCACCCGCUGGCAGCAGUUCGCGCAGUUGAAGGGCAUCCGACCCCGAAAGAAGACCAGCCUGGUGUGGGAUGAGGCGAGUAAGCAGUGGCGGCGGCGCUGGGGCUACCAGCGGGCCCGCGACGACACGAAAGACUGGUUGAUCGAGGUACCCGGCGGCGCCGAUCCCAACGAGGACCAGUUUGCCAAGAGGCUUCAGGCCAAGAAAGAGCGCGUGGCCAAGAACGAGCUAAACCGGCUCCGCAAUAUCGCCCGGGCACACAAGGUACAUCUCCCCAGCCAGGGAGGGAUGCACCCCACCGGCCACCAGAGCAAAGAAGAGCUGGGCAGAGCCAUGCAGGUGGCCAAGGUCUCCACCGCCUCCGUGGGGCGCUUCCAGGAGAGGCUGCCCAAGGAGAAGCCUCCCCGGGGCCCUGGCAAGAAGCGUCAGUUCCAGCCCAACAUUGGAGACUUUGCUGCGGAGAAGAAGGGGCAGCUGGAGCUGCUCAGGGUCAUGAACAGCAAAAAGCCCCAAAUGGAUGUGACUCGGGCGACCAACAAGCAGAUGAGGGAGGAGGACAGGGAAGAGGCUGCCAAGAAGAGGAAGAUGGCCAAGGGGAGCAACAGAAAGGGCCAUGGGGACAAGCGAAAAGGGCGGCCUCUCGGCCCAGGGGGGAAAAGGAAAGGACCCCCAGGCCCGGGAAGCAAGCGGAAAGGGGGGAUGGCAGGCCUGGGUGGCAAAAAAGGACAGCGCCAGGGAGGGAAAAGAAGGAAGUGAUGAAUUUUCCUUUCUAGUGUGUGUUCAGUCACUGAGUGCCUUCUUGUGUUGAUGGAAUCUAGGGGGAUACAGAUAUAAAAACUUGACCCUUUUGCCCUCAUGAAAUUUGUUAUAUGAUUAAGCACCCAGUUCUGUGGCCAAAAUUUAAUUGCCUCUGAAUUCAAAAAGAUGAAUGGAGGACUAAGUAAUCAAGGAAUAUUUGUGAAAGAGCUGGAACUUAAACUGGGUUUGAAAUGGUUUUCUGGACUUUGAAACUUAAAUUUCCUAUGACUUUUGGAGGAGGAGGGUUGUUGAGAAAGGAAUAUAUUUCAGUUCAGUAAAAAUUUAACAUUCCAAGUAAAGAAUUUAGUUUAAAAGUAACCAGUCAUAAAGAUGAAUAAAUGUUGAGUUCUUUUCCAAAAUGUGUCUAACCGUUUGGGAGCUUAUUUCUUUUAAAAUAGGAUGAUAGCAUUCUAGGUUUGCCGCUAG